This is a messenger RNA of Diachasmimorpha longicaudata, 5170 nucleotides long. RefSeq lists its product as uncharacterized. The transcript has 5 exons. The coding region runs from base 2870 to 3349 and encodes 159 amino acids. NCBI's taxonomy places the organism in Eukaryota, Metazoa, Arthropoda, Insecta, Hymenoptera, Braconidae. The record is from RefSeq and is a predicted model, not a curated record.
CAGAACAAUGCAUUUAGAAUACAAUAAAAACUGGACGUUUGGAGAACGUGAAUAAUUCUAUCAUCUCCCAUGUCGAUUCCAGCUACCAAUUCCCCCGCUUGAAACAUGGAAAUUUCUCGAUGCCACGUACUUGCAGAUCACAGAACAUUCCACUGGCAGGAGUACGCCGUCAGUAACAGUUCAAUCCACAGAAUCGCGAACUACACGGAGCUAAAGAGGAUAGACUAAAAUAGAGGCUCAGUCCUGGGGUUUUGAGUAAGGUAUGACUCAAUAGCAUCGGUAAAAUUGAACCACCUUUCUGAUUAAUGAUUUUUUUCUAGCUACUUAAACUUUGUUUUUUAUCGGCGAGUUUUCCCAAUAGUUUUUUAUGUUUGCACAGUUUUGAUUUCUCGUAACUUUUCAAAGGAUUAUUUCAGUGUAACAAAUUUAAAGCAUACGUGCAAAUGCAGCGAAUUAAAUUUUUAUUAGCGUGUUGUAUUAUUACUCGUCGUAGCCUGGGUGGUGCAUGGAUGAGAGCGUGUAAUAAGGCUGUAUUCUAUUCUCCAAGCGACUUGCGAACAGCGCCGCCUUCAGAACGACUUCUCGUUGCCAUCACACAUGAACGACUGGUACACUCCGUGAUGCCCCUCGUCCUUUUAUAUUGCGAUCCUUCCGCGGAAUAUAAACAUAAUGAUGGGGAUCACUGGGGAAUACAUUAGUACGAAACCUACAGUUUUCAGGAGUCGAUUGUUUCAAUUCUAGCAACAAAUAGCCAUGAGCUGGCAAAGUUGCAUCAAAAUAGGCUUCUUGCAGAAAUUUUGGAUCUUCUGGAUAUAUUUGACGAGCCAAAUGGGCAAUUUGUGCACGAUCCCUGGGAUUUUCAACUACGACGAUGUAAUUUGUAUUCAGUGAAAUGUCUCUCUGUCCUUUUCCUUGGUGGAAUAAAUUUUGAGAUAUAAACAUUACACUGAGAUUUUUAUGAUGACUUCCUUUUGUAAAUAAAUCAACUAUUGCACCAUGCGAGGAUUCCCGCAUCAAAUCGUCCUCGACAAUCAAUUUUGGCUGAUUAUCAUCAAAAUCUCCAGAUCUUGGUAGGCCUUCACGAAAUUCGACAAAAGUAUUAUCAUAAUCCGAAUAUCCAUUCUGCCACUCAGCGUAAUAAAAGAUCACUUUUUCAAUUUUUUGUGUAUCGCACAUUUGCUUAAUUUCCCUCAAAAACCUUUUAAGAAAAAAUGUUUUUCCACAACCCGUGGGGCCGCAAAUCAUUGGAGUAAAGGGAUGUUUCCACCUCGUGUCCAUAUUGAGUUCUGAUUAAUUAUGCCCAAAAUCUCAUCAUUUUAUACAAUUUUACGAUAUCAGAAAAUAUCAUGGAUUUGGAAAUGCUAGAGGGGGAGUGGCGUAAUGCACCUGUAUUGGGGUUCAUGCCUAUGGCUAGGGCGAGAACAAUGCGCGUAGGCGGGGAUGUGCAGUAGCCCCCCUGCGGCGCCAAUAGUAAAAUCCCUGACUUUAGCCUGAAUUUUCUCGCACAAGCUGCAGUCGUCUAAUGACCAUUCACAAUUGCGGACCCAAGCGAUUUAGCGGGGCCCAGUAGUCCUUCCGAAGGAAAUACUCCACCUCCACAGGGUGACUUUGAUUGGAUAAAUAAUUUUGAUCUUGAGUUAUUCGGUGAUUUUGCCACUGAAAAUAAUUUUGAUAAAGAUUUAUUCGAAAAUUUCAAUUCUGAGCUCUUUGAUAUUCAAUGUGGUGGUGGUGAAAAUGUGAUGAGUGUUCCUAAGGCUUUGGAAUCUGUUGAAGAGUUUAAUCUAGAUUUACUAGAUCAACAGAAUUGUAAGUAUCUAGCUUCAUACCGCCUAUAAUACCGAGAACAAAUUUUAGGCAUAUUUUUUUUCUCGAAAAAUACUACACUUAAUUUCAGAUCAACAAACUGGCCGCGAAGAAGAGAUUGAAAAUCUAUCGCCGGGCUUAAGAGCAAUACGACGAUCACGCCAGAGACUUCCACGUUUCAAACUCGACACACAUGUGAUGGAGUUUGCAAUCAACCCUUGACCUGAAAGUCGUGACCCUGCCGACUGGGUUGAAGAAGCUUUUCGUGAUGUCUAUAAUAAAAUUAUUGAGGCUGGAGGACGUGGUAUGAAUCGAAUGUGCCUUACAUUCAAUUUUGCAAAUAUGCAAAGAGACAAUGCCUGGAUAAGUCCACGUGCGAUCAACGGAUAUGAGUUUCACGAUCUAUGGAAUCUUGUCAGCUCUAUCGCGCAGAGCGCAAACCGUUUCGGAUGUGCCGAUACGUUUUGGAUCAAACUUCACGUGGCUGAAGCCCCGGUAGGUCAAGGUUUUCUUGAAGACGACAUGAAAAGAAGGCUUAGUAGAAAAUGUAUCCUUCAUAUUUCGAAUGAAGAUGGCUUGUGUCUAGCCCGAUCACUUGUUGUGGCCAAAGCACAUGCCAAAAAAUUGAAAACCAGAGCGGAUAAGGGCAAGAUACACGAGGUAUGGCAAGCCAUACGACAAUGCAAGGGAAGAAUGGAGCGUGAAGAGGCCAAAAGACGAACUCAAAGAUAACCACUAUGAGCCAAUCCAAAAUUUACCUUCAUUCUUUGGCGUGAAGUAUUAUUGUGAGCAUUGUAACAAACCUUACACUCCGCAAGGACAUGUUUCUGAUAAGACUAAAAUAGUGUGUGACGAUUGUAAUCGAGAAUUUCACGGUCAAUUGUACUUCGAACAACAUAAGAAGCCAGGAUCUUUCAGCGGAAAUAAUCCCACCGUCUGUGACCACAUAAAAUUGUGUAGACAAUGUAAUGCGAAAAUUGAUUAUCGCAAAACUCAGAAUCAUGUGUGUCAUAGAUAUUAUUGCAAUGUAUGUCAAAAGGACGAAGAUAUUUCUCAUGUCUGCUAUAUGCCUACCUUAAAGAGCAAGAAAAAAUUGACUUUGAAACGCGUGGCGUUUGUUUUCUACGACACUGAAACCAGACAGAAUAAGCUGCGGCGAGGACCUACUGACGUGAACGUACACGUUCCUAAUCUUUGCGUUGCACAAACUGUGUGUGAUCGCUGUGCAGAUAUGAACGACGAUGACAUUGUGAACGCCAACGAUAAUCACGGAAAUCCAUGUGGCGUUUGUAAACAUCGGGAAAAUGUUUUCGAUGGUGACGAUCCUGUGCGAGGAUUUGUUGAUUACAUCACGUCGAUGGAUGCAAACGCCUUUUUCCAGUUCCUUCGGACGAGUUCUGACGGUUCGUCUUCCUCUUUUAACUUGUUAUUAAUGAAAAAAAAGAAGGAAGUAGAUAUCAAAAGACAAUUCGAGGUGAGCAGAGAAAACCAGAAAAAUGGAAGACGAGAUAGUUUAUCGUGCUCAGAUCGUCGAUACGGAUCAUAAUUUUGAGGAGGAAAUCUGGUUUUGGAGUCGUUUGCCGAAUGGGACUAAUCGCGUAGUUUGUGAGCGGAAGAUUAUGGACAGAGAGAGACCUGUGAACAGAAAUAUUCCUCCCACCCCACCAAUAGUAAAUUAAACAAAUGCAUCGAAUGGAAUAGGAAAUGGUUCUCAUGACAAUGCCGCGAAAAAAAAACAGAAAGAAAUAGACGAAAGGGGAGAGUUGGCGUACGCAGACGAAGAUCGAAGCGAAUAAUCAUGAGAUCAAAAUAUUAUUAGUCUUCUACGACAGAUGGGAAUUCUGAAUUGCAAACGAGAUACUGAAAGGGUCAAAGAGUUGGAAAAAAAAUCAAAUGUAUAAUGAAAAAUAACAAAUAAAUAAUUAUGAUUAUUUUUCCCAUCCAAAUCUUGGCCAAUAGGAUUGCACCAUUCGACGUUAUUUUAUAUAGUCAACACGGUAUUUCAGCGGAAAUUCUUGGAAAUUUCACUGGAAAUUUUGCAUGUUGAUAUAUAUAAAAAAAAACAAAUGUUGAAGUAACCCUCAAUUGUAUCUGACAGAUUAAAUGGCAAUUCGUUGAAAAUUAUGUCUCAUGGUGCAAUUCUAUCGGUCAAGAUUUGGAUGCAAAAAAUAAUCCCCCGAAUACCACUCGAACUUCGAAAUUAUCUGAUAUUUCCCUCAAGGUUCCCCACAAACAAAUAAGCUUGUCAAGUUUUCCAGAAAAAUCACUCGCGCUUCGCGUUCGUGAUUUUUAGACUGGAAAACUUGACACGUUCAUUUGUUUGCAACGAACCUAUCGGGAAAUAUCCGAUAAUUUCGGAGCUCUUGUGGUAUUAUAUGCGAUAAUUUUUUUCAUCCCAAUUUCAACCAAUCAAAUGGUGGCAUUUCCCGUCACGUGGUACAAGUAAGAGAGUUUUACUUCGGAUAUUUUUCGGAUAUUUCCCUGUUUGUUGCUAAGCAAUGAAAAUAUCCGACAAACAAUUUGUACGCGUUUCAAACCCCAAAACUGUCAUUAGAAAAAAUCAAGUUCAAAGACUUUACCUCGACAUGAGCAGAUUUAGAGGAGAAUCCUUGGAGAUUAUUGAUCAAAAAAUUGAAAAUAAUGUUCCUAAUAAUACAGUGAAGACAAAAGCCACAAUUUGGAAACAAUCCUCUGCAUUUUGUGCAGACAGAAAAUAUACGUUGGAGAAGCCACAACUACGAGUGAAAAACCAUACUAUAUGACGUAAAAUGCCACAUAUUUAAUUGGUUGAAAUUGGAAUGAAAAAAAUAAUCCAGCCAAAUACCCCUCGACCUUCAAAAUUAAUCGGAUAUUUCCCUCCAGUUUCCCUGCGUAGCACCGAUCGGGAUAAGAUUCGCAGACAAACCCUCGCGCUUCGCGCUCGGGUUUUUUAACCUGCGAACCUUAUCCCUCUCAUUUCUAGCUAUGCGUGUUGACGAUAAUCUUAGAUGUUUGCUAGAAAAGAAAUGAAAGCUCAAGCUACGGUUUUUUGGAAAUUAAAAAAAAUAGACAAAGAAAUCAUUGGUAAUAGAGAAUAAAGUAAUGGAGUAACAGUAAAAUGUAUUUGAAUUCAAUUGACUCAUCAGUCUUUCAUGAUUCAAGGUUUUUGUUUACAAGAGAAUUUUGUAUAACACCUACCUCAAGUAUCAGGGCAUUCUGUGUUUGUAAGGCUUACCCAAGGUUAAAUUAUCUCAUUGAUCUAGGAGCGAAUAAUAACAAGUAUAAAAAUAAUGCAAUGAGCAAUCGAGAAAUUAUUUAUUAUACUAAAAACACAAAGAAUAUUGAAUGAGCAAGGGUUUAUUAUAACAACAACAAGUCAAGAGUAUUU